Clarias gariepinus (North African catfish) is the source of this 5949-nucleotide messenger RNA. RefSeq names its product casein kinase I. The coding region runs from base 554 to 1942 and encodes 462 amino acids. The record is from RefSeq and is a predicted model, not a curated record. NCBI's taxonomy places the organism in Eukaryota, Metazoa, Chordata, Actinopteri, Siluriformes, Clariidae. Gene Ontology annotation, molecular function: protein serine/threonine kinase activity; ATP binding. The transcript is spliced from 11 exons. Gene Ontology annotation, cellular component: nucleus; cytoplasm; plasma membrane. Gene Ontology annotation, biological process: peptidyl-serine phosphorylation; endocytosis; signal transduction.
GGAGGCUGCGUAAGAACUCUGGCGCUGGCAGCCCAGAGGCGACCGUCAGUGCGAAGAAAAUGAAAAUGGCUUCAAGGAAUUGGGCGUUAAAAACGUCACAAAAGGGACCGGUUACAAACUUCUAACACACGAAAUUAGAUGCUGAUAAACCAUUGCCGGACUAAACCCGAGGAAUGAGCGACGCAGUUCCAACCAAUCACAAGGAGGGGGCGAUGAGGAUGGGACCCUCGACCGGGCCUCGUCUCUCAUCCAGUAGCUAGGAUCGUAUCCCGGAGGGAAACAAAAAUGAUGCUGUUUUGAAACUUCCUUCGGGGGAAAUCUUUCGUUCUUGAACUGGAUGGUUAUAUUUCAUGAUCGCACUCGUACAGCCGCUUAAACACCCUCCAUCUUGAGCGUUUUUCUCUUCUUACUCGGGAUCUACCUCUCCUUUAUCUCUCUCUGACCCCUCCCCCUUCAACCCCCCCUCCCUCCCCUGUCGUGCUUGACGUUUUGGUGGCUGUGUGGUUUGUAUGGCAGCGGAGUAACCGUGGAGAGGCCGGGGUAUCACAAGCUUAUGGAUUUUGAUAAGAGAGGAGGAGGAGGAGGAGGUGGUGGUGGAGGUGGAGGUGGAGGAGGGAAAGGGGAAGUGGAAGAGGGGAAAAAGAUGUCUAAGACUGGAGGGAGCAGGUCCGGUCAUACCGGUCGCACCUCGGCGCCCAGUUCGGGCGUGCUCAUGGUCGGGCCGAACUUCCGCGUGGGUAAGAAGAUCGGCUGCGGGAAUUUCGGUGAACUGCGGCUCGGGAAGAAUCUUUACACCAACGAAUACGUAGCCAUAAAACUGGAGCCGAUUAAAUCGCGAGCGCCGCAGCUCCAUCUGGAGUAUCGCUUUUACAAACAGCUCGGUACCUCAGAGGGCGUCCCUCAGGUGUAUUACUUUGGUCCAUGUGGAAAGUACAACGCGAUGGUGCUGGAGCUGCUCGGGCCAAGUCUGGAGGAUCUGUUCGACCUGUGUGACCGAACCUUCUCUCUCAAGACCGUGCUCAUGAUCGCCAUUCAGCUGAUAACUCGGAUGGAGUACGUCCACACACGCAGUCUGAUCUACAGAGACGUGAAGCCCGAGAACUUCCUCGUGGGCCGGCCGGGCAGCAAACGGCAGCACACCAUCCACAUCAUUGACUUCGGCCUGGCCAAAGAGUACAUCGAUCCCGAGACCAAAAAACACAUCCCGUACCGGGAACACAAGAGCCUGACGGGCACGGCGCGCUACAUGAGCAUCAACACACACCUGGGCAAAGAACAGAGCAGGCGGGACGACCUGGAGGCGCUCGGUCACAUGUUCAUGUAUUUCCUGCGAGGCAGUCUGCCCUGGCAGGGACUAAAGGCCGACACGCUGAAGGAGCGCUAUCAGAAAAUAGGAGACACCAAAAGAGCGACUGCGAUCGAGGUGCUCUGCGAGAGCUUCCCAGAAGAGAUGGCCACGUACCUGCGCUACGUCCGGAGACUGGACUUCUUCGAGAAACCGGAUUAUGACUACUUACGCAAACUCUUCACGGACCUCUUUGACAGGAACGGUUACGUCUUCGACUACGAGUAUGACUGGGUCGGGAAAACUCUGCCGACUCCGAUAGGACCCAUUCCCACUGACACACCGCUCCAGACCGGCAGCAGAGACAAAGCACAGCAGCAGACCAAAAACCAGUCUCCCGAACCCAAAGGAAGUGAAUCCCAGCCGACUCCUGUGACCAACAGGGAGCUCCUGGGCUCGCAUCUCACCGCUGAUAGGCUGGGGGGCUCUGUGCAGGUCAUGAGUUCGACCAACGGCGAGGUGAACACAGACGACCCCACAGCGGGACACUCGAACGCUCCCAUCACUGCGCCUGCCGAGGUCGAGGUCGCAGACGAAACUAAGUGCUGUUGCUUUUUUAAGCGGAGGAAGAGGAAAGGCCUGCAGCGGCACAAGUGAAGAGCGGUCGAGCGGAGAAACGGGGAAAAAAAGAGAGGAAAGAGAGAGGACUGGAGUGUGGAGCGCUCCUUUAUUGUGUGUGAAUGUGUGUGAGAGAGAGAGAGAAAGAUCUAAAGAGUUUGAACUGCCACUUGCUUUAUAAAAAACCCGAGCGUAUGGAGGAAUUGCGUACGCUCAUACAGACGUCUGAGACACGCAGAGAGACUGAAGGGACUGAGACGGGAUCGUGUGUGUGAGCGUGUGUGUGAGUGACGUGAACGCAAAUGGACGGAUUAAUCCUGUAUUUUAGAUCACAUUAUCAGAGGACUUAAAACAGAUGUUUAAACAAUGAGUGUUUAAUUUUAUGGGAUCAAAGUAAAGCGCCUCGGGGAGACGACAGACUGUGAUGCUCCGAGUCCGGAAACGUCAGGAAACGCAAACCAGAACCGUUCUGCUUCUGUACAGUGUCUGGGGUUGUUGUUGUUAUUGUUAUUGUUAUUAUUAUUAUUAUUAUUAUUAUUGUUUGUCUAUGUUUAUUUUUAAUGUAAUUUAAAAUGAAGUUGCUUUGGAUUUCUGCUAUCCCUGAGUUGAACCCUUUUAUUCGUGUUCUAGUGAUUUUUUUUUUUUUUUUUUUUUUUUUCCUCUUUUCUUUUUUGUCCUUUGCUUGUUUUCUGUCAACAUGGAUGAUGGCAGGACUCGGGUACCGUGGGGGACAGAGAGAGAGAGAGACACGCCCUGCUUUAUAAUACUGUUUUUAACACACACAAAGACACACAACCACACACACACACAAUUCCCUUACCAUGGUUUGGCUUUUCAACAGAAACACACCCAGAGUUUUCUCAACAGAAUGAACAACAUAGCUGAAACUAGUUGCUUAGGAAAUUUUACUUCUAAAGAAACAUGUCUGCUUCAUCAUGUGCUAGCUAACUCUUACCCAAUACCCAACAAACUGCACCCAACUAACUUUAUCUACAGUAGAUCAAAAAACCCUACAACGUAGCUACCCAAGUAUUUUUUUUUUUCUUUCAACAUUCACCCAGCUAACCUGCAGCUAACUUUCUCCUGUCAGCUUCACUUUAGUUUAUCCUGCAACUACAAACAGAUAUUUAUAUGCAAGCUUAUAGGCUAAUUUUCGAGCUGACCAUCAAGCUGAAAAGAAAAACUUAAUCCAGCUAAUUUUUUGUCAAACAUUCAAAUAAAAAGAUGUGUAUAACUCAAGUUCAGCUAACCUCUACAACCUAAUUUCAUCUGUUUCGCCAAUAUUAUGCACCUACAGUACAACCAAAUAGUUACAGAAAGCUACCUAACUUUAUUUGUCCAACUAUGUUUAUCGGACUCAUUUAUCGGAGUAAUUUCUAUCUAUUUAACUUCAUAUUAGCCACAUUUGUCUGACUAUUUCUAGCUAACCUUAUAUUCCUAAUUUUACCCAGCUAUCUUUAUCUGAUAUCGUGAGUAAUUAGUAUGUAGCUAACUUUAUCGAACUAAUUUAGAUCUAACUGACCGUAUUUAGCUUAGUUGCUCAGUUAUUUAUUCUACAAAUUUGUUAGGUAAUAAAAUAUUGAUUUUUAUUUGGAUUAAUAUUUUCAAAAUAAUAUCUUACUGUUCAGGUCAUUAUUUCAGUACAACCGACUUUAAUACUAAUCCUGCUUUCACAUCAGCAAGCAGCAAGGGAGGGGUUGGUUUUAUCUUUUGUGGGCGUGGCUCAUUCAGCCAGCUAGUUCCGAGUUCCAGUUUGAAAUGGUAGACAUCACCGUUUUGCUUAAAACAUAUUUUAAUUUUGUAAUUAAACUUAGGAAUAUAUAAAGCUGUGUUUAUAAGUACUUUUAAUUCUAUUAGUUUGUGUAAAAUUGGGCAAAAUGUCAAUGUAGACGCUUCUUUCACUGUUUGCUAGUGUGAAUGCUCAGUAAAUUUUAACUUAUCGGAUUAACAUUGGCCAGUUUAGUAGCGUGGAAUGUUCUAUAACCUUGUAAUGGCCAAGUGAAAUUACAAUCCAGGUCUCCGUUAUCUUAUUGUUUAUCGCUGGGUAGAAAAGUGAUCUUGAGCUAACAGGACAGAAGUGGACUUUUUUGGACUUGUAUGCUGGCUGUCUUCUAACUUCAAGUAAAAAAAAAAAAUUUAACAAAAAAAAAUUAUAAAGAUGAUAUAAAUGACAGACCGUAUUAUCCCUUAGAACUGCGUAGAAUCUCUCUAACUCUAACGUUGUUUAAGCUCUACUUCACAAAACUUUCUUACCUGUAGCUCGUUAGCUAGCAUAUUACUUUUAGUAUUUAUUUUAUUUCCACAUCUAGAUAUUUAAAUCCUAUCCAGCUAAAUAUACUACAAAAUAAGUUGUGCUUUAGGAAAAAAAAAUCCUUCUAAAGCUAAAUAAUCUGCAACUGAAAGAAGAUAAUGUAUUUAAAUGUAUUCUUUCUUUUUUUUUAAUUUAAAGCGUUAUAUUACUUGUUUACAUUUUUUUUUUUUUUUUAGCGAUGGCUCUGGUUAUCUUUCAUAUAAGCUACGUGCUGUAAGAUUACAUUCUGCUUCUAACAAGCUAGCUAGCGUGUCAACUAGCUGUAUGCUAGUAUGAACUUGGGUUUAAACAGAAAACGUACAUUGAGUUGAGGUUACACUUUCACCUUCGUAUUAAAGGAGAAUCUAAUAAUCGUAUCAUUUUCUCAAAUCUAAAUCCUUAAGGCUAAAUUUUAACUAGCUAGCAUAGCAUGUGGGUGCGGAACUAGCCAGCUGUUAAAUCACCGUUUUCAUGAUUAUUUAUCUGUUUAAGUGUCAUUUAUAUACUUUAUAAUUCGACUUGUAUGACCUAAAACUAAUUAUUGUUAUGACAAGGCUAACUUUUAUUCUUAUUUUUUAAUUAUUUAAUAAUACUGCACUUCUUAAACAACCUUUUUAUGGCUCCUCUCUCACAUUUACAGCUACUUCUUGUGAUCGAUCGAGACGAGACGUGUGUUAGAAACAGUAUUAAAGCGGGGCUGUAAGAUCUCUCUUGUUGUGAAUUACAGUUUUGAUUGUGAGAAAGAAAGAAAGAAUAAAAACGACCCAAGCACCGACAUCUACUUAAAUAUUUGGUCACAAAGUAAAAGAAAUCGAACCUUGGGUGCGAUACGGGAUCGUUUCUCGUCUCUCCUGAAAGGACAAGCGCUUUCAGAAUGUUCAGCUGGUUUCCAUGGAGACGGAAAGACACAUCAGAGGGUUGUUAUAUUUUGUUAUUUUAUUUCAAAUAGGAAUUUAAGUUAUCUGGGAAAUAGUUUGUGCCUUUCUAAGGGGAACGUCGAACCUUGCGGCGUCGCUCUCGGAGGGUCGUCCCCGGCGGGUUCCGUCCCGUGCGUUCGCCACAUCGUGAGUUUACAAAGGGAAACGGAGGAAGUCUAUUAUAGUGAGAAUGUAUGAUGAUUUUAAUGUUUUUAAUGUUUUUCUUCCCCGGCUCACGCAAUAUCUCAAUGAUAUUUAUUCAGGAUCGGAUAUUUAUUUCAGCGUCGCUCAGGUUCAUAUAUAAAUAAUAGCAGCCAGUGAAUGAUCAGAAAGGCUACGCGUUCAACUUGCAGGGUUUCAAGUACAUUUUUGUGCUUUAUUGCUAUAUCUUCAUGUUUAGGUUGAAUUGCUUUAGGCUGAUAUUAAUCAUUGUAACUUCAAAAUCGUCCAAUUGUGAUCACCCGCCCCUCCAUACCCUGUCAGUGUUGUCAUGGUAACCUGAUUCUCAUCCAUUGUUCUUUUUUUUUCCCCCUCUGCACUUUCCAAAGCUGUGCCCAAGUCUCAAACAUAUAUACAUAUAUAUUUUAAAAAUCCUUCAGCUUACAAACUAAUCUGUCCGUCAUACACACCUCAUCUUACGCCACAUGGCCCCCAGGAGCACUUCUGAUUGGUGGAAUCAGAAAAGUAGGACGCAGAAAAGAAGAGGAAGCUGAGGUGGUGCACAGCUAAAGUAUUUUACUUUCAUAUUUCAGUCGUCGAGAAGUUGAAAUGAAAGCCGUUUUAGUUUGAUUUAUUCUGUGAUAACUAAAUGCCUCAGAAAUAAAGACUUUUAUAAUAUA